AUGAUUCGACUUUCCGCGGCCAGAAAACACUUCGGCUCCAAGAGCUUAUUCGAAGGUCUCGACUGGCUUAUCACGCCGACGGAUCGCAUUGGACUGGUGGGCGGGAACGGGACAGGUAAGACAACGCUGCUGAAGAUCCUGGGGGGGAUGGAGCCCCUCGAGGGCGGUCUGUUUUCUGCGCCGAAAGAUAUUACUGCCGGAUACCUUCCUCAGGAUGGCCUGUCACUGUCCGGGCGCACAGUUAUGGAAGAAUGCCUCUCUGUUUUUGGCGAUCUGCUCGAACUCGAGGAAGAAAUGGAAGCCCUGACUCACCAGAUGGCGGAAGUUGAUCCGCGCAGCGAUGAGUACCACCGGAUCACGGAUCGUUAUCACCGGAUCGAGACCGAAUUUCAGGGACGGGACGGCUACUCAUUGGAGGCGCAGGCCAGCACGGUGCUGAAUGGCCUGGGCUUUGCGCCCGCAGAUUCAAACCGUCCGACGGAGGAACUCUCCGGCGGCUGGCAAAUGCGCUUGGCGCUGGCCAAGCUCUUGCUGAUCAAGCCCAAGCUCUUAUUGCUGGACGAGCCGACGAAUCACCUCGAUCUUGAGGCCCGCAACUGGUUGGAACAGUAUCUGAAUGAGUAUUCGCACGCCUUCGUCCUGGUCUCCCACGACCGUUACUUUCUGGAUGCCACGGUGAAUAAGAUUCUCGAGCUGUGGAAUGGUCGCGCCUACUUUUACAGCGGGAACUACGAACGCUAUCUGGCCCAGAAAUCCGAGCGCCAAGCGCAACUUCAGGCGGCCUAUCGCAACCAGCGGGAAAAGAUUAAACACCUCGAACUCUUCAUCAAUCGCUUCCGCUACCAAGCCACGAAGGCAAAGCAGGUACAGAGCCGAAUCAAGGAACUCGAGAAGAUUGAACGGAUCGAAUUACCUGCCCAGGAAAAGACCAUCCACUUCGCGUUUCCUCAGCCACCCAAGAGCGGACGCAUGGUGGCCGAGUUUCGCGGGGUCGCCAAGAGUUAUGCAAGCAAACAAGUAUUCCAAGGCAUGAGCUUCGUCAUCAGCCGCGGGGAUCGCAUAGGCCUGGUGGGGGUGAAUGGAGCGGGGAAAUCCACACUGAUCAAGAUACUGGCUGGAAGCGAGCCGGCAACGGCAGGUGAAUUCGGCUGGGACACAACGUGGAAGUCGACCAUUUCGCACAGGACCAGUAUAAGGCGCUCGACCCUGGCGCCCGCCUGA
Geodia barretti is the source of this 1221-nucleotide messenger RNA. The record is from the annotation of a GenBank genome assembly. Lineage: Eukaryota; Metazoa; Porifera; Demospongiae; Tetractinellida; Geodiidae.